CGCCAGAGCCGGCGCAGGGGAAGCGCCCGCGGCCCCGGGCGGCAGCAGCGGCCGCCUCCCGCGCCUCCCGGGCCCGCAGCCCGCGGUCCCACGGCCCCGGGGCCGGCACCUCUCGGGCUCCCGCUCCCCGCGCGCAAGAUGGCUGACCCGGCUGCGGGGCCGGCGCCAGGCGAGGGCGAGGAGAGCACCGUGCGCUUCGCCCGCAAAGGCGCCCUCCGGCAGAAGAACGUGCACGAGGUGAAGAACCACAAAUUCACCGCCCGCUUCUUCAAGCAGCCCACCUUCUGCAGCCACUGCACCGACUUCAUCUGGGGCUUCGGGAAGCAAGGAUUCCAGUGCCAAGUCUGCUGUUUUGUUGUGCACAAGCGGUGCCAUGAAUUUGUCACUUUCUCCUGCCCAGGCGCUGACAAGGGCCCAGCCUCCGAUGACCCCCGGAGCAAACACAAGUUCAAGAUCCACACAUAUUCCAGCCCCACGUUUUGUGACCACUGUGGGUCACUGCUGUACGGACUCAUCCACCAGGGGAUGAAAUGUGACACCUGCAUGAUGAACGUCCACAAGCGCUGCGUGAUGAACGUCCCCAGCCUCUGCGGCACGGACCACACGGAGCGCCGCGGGCGCAUCUACAUCCAGGCCCACAUCGAGAGGGAAGUCCUCAUCGUUGUCGUAAGAGAUGCUAAAAACCUUGUACCUAUGGACCCCAAUGGCUUGUCAGAUCCCUACGUGAAACUCAAACUGAUUCCUGACCCCAAAAGUGAGAGCAAGCAGAAGACCAAAACCAUCAAGUGCUCCCUCAACCCUGAGUGGAAUGAGACGUUUAGAUUCCAGCUGAAAGAAUCGGACAAAGACAGGAGACUGUCUGUAGAGAUUUGGGAUUGGGAUCUGACCAGCAGGAAUGACUUCAUGGGAUCUUUAUCAUUUGGGAUUUCUGAAUUGCAGAAAGCCGGUGUUGAUGGCUGGUUCAAGUUGCUGAGCCAGGAGGAGGGCGAGUACUUCAAUGUGCCGGUGCCGCCGGAAGGAAGCGAGGGCAGUGAAGAGCUGCGGCAGAAAUUUGAGAGGGCCAAGAUCAGUCAGGGGACCAAGACCCCAGAAGAAAAGACGACCAACACCAUAUCCAAAUUUGACAACAAUGGGAACAGGGACCGGAUGAAACUGACUGAUUUUAACUUCCUGAUGGUGCUGGGGAAAGGCAGCUUUGGCAAGGUCAUGCUUUCAGAGCGAAAAGGCACAGAUGAGCUCUACGCCGUGAAGAUCCUCAAGAAGGAUGUCGUGAUCCAAGAUGACGACGUGGAAUGCACGAUGGUGGAGAAGCGCGUGUUGGCCCUGCCCGGGAAGCCGCCCUUCCUGACCCAGCUGCACUCCUGCUUCCAGACCAUGGACCGCCUGUACUUUGUGAUGGAGUAUGUGAACGGGGGUGACCUCAUGUACCACAUCCAACAAGUUGGCCGGUUUAAGGAGCCUCACGCUGUAUUUUACGCUGCAGAAAUUGCCAUCGGUCUCUUCUUCUUACAGAGCAAGGGCAUCAUUUACCGUGACCUAAAACUUGACAACGUGAUGCUAGAUUCAGAGGGCCACAUCAAGAUCGCCGAUUUUGGCAUGUGUAAGGAAAACAUCUGGGACGGGGCGACAACCAAGACAUUCUGCGGCACUCCAGACUACAUCGCCCCUGAGAUAAUUGCUUAUCAGCCCUAUGGGAAGUCCGUGGAUUGGUGGGCAUUCGGAGUGUUGCUGUAUGAAAUGUUGGCUGGGCAGGCGCCCUUUGAAGGGGAGGAUGAGGAUGAACUCUUCCAGUCCAUCAUGGAGCACAAUGUAGCUUAUCCAAAGUCCAUGUCCAAGGAAGCUGUGGCCAUCUGCAAAGGACUGAUGACCAAACACCCGGGCAAACGUCUGGGUUGUGGCCCUGAAGGCGAACGUGACGUCAAAGAGCAUGCAUUUUUCCGGUAUAUUGAUUGGGAGAAACUUGAGCGCAAAGAGAUUCAGCCCCCGUAUAAGCCAAAAGCAUGUGGGCGAAAUGCUGAAAACUUCGACCGAUUUUUCACCCGCCAUCCACCAGUCCUAACUCCUCCUGACCAGGAAGUCAUCAGGAAUAUUGACCAAUCAGAAUUCGAAGGAUUUUCCUUUGUUAACUCUGAAUUUUUAAAACCUGAAGUCAAGAGCUAAGUAGAUGUGUAGAUCUCCGUCCUUCAUUUCUGUCAUUCAAGCUCAACGGCUAUUGUGGUGACAUUUUCUUUCAUUGCAAAGUUGCAUCCAUGUUUUUAUUUGCUGAUGAGUCUAGAGUGACCAUGUUUCAGAGCCCAAAUGUCCUCAGGUAGUUUGGAGCAUCUCUGUGAGAUGGGAUUAUGCAGAUGGUGUGUCGAAAUGCUGCUGCAUAAUUAACACAUUAUCAAAGUCCUCUUACAAUUUAUUUUUUCCAGCAUGUCAGCUAAGUAGAUCCAGUGGGGACAGAAAAUGCCUGCUUUCUCUCCCUUUUAUUCUGCACUGCUGUUUUCACACAUUCUCCAACUUCAACCAUCCAAUCUAGAUUUUUCCUACCAAAUGAGUGGAUAAUCAGAUGCUGGCAGUAUUCUUCCACUUCUGGACCUGGAGCUUGGCUUGUAUCCAAGUAUAUGGUUGCUUUGAUUUAGAGGAAAUUCCUCUGUUCUGCUCAUUGGAGACACCAUGAGCUUUGAAAAGAACAUGCUAAAAAUAAAAUUUUAUUUGUUAUUUUUUUUAAACUCAAAGUUAAGAAGAUUACCUAAGCCCUUUGAAAAUUCUAAGAGUGUGCUUUUAGACAGUUUCCAUCUAAAAGCACCUCAAAGGUCAAAAGGCAACCAACUUGGGUGCUACCUCAGGGCUGUAAUUUCUGAUACUGUAUGUUCUCCAUCAGCUUCACCCCCAAACUACUUGAAAAGGGCAUUUGGCACCGCUCCCUGAAAAGACAUGGUCACUCCAGCAAGGUCCCACCGGGCCACGGUUUUACAUUACAUUUCAAACUUUAUUUGCUUUGAGGUUUUAUUUCUGUUGUUGUUCAAAUGCAAAAAAAAAAAAAUUUACUCAUUUUGUUACACAUGCUUUGAGAUAUGUGUCCAAAUGUUAUUAACCACAAUGACCUGCUUUGAUUUACCGAGAAGAUGGCUCUGGAGCCUGGCAGACCCGUGCCCGUGUGGGUGGGAUUUGUCUAGGUUUGUUGCUGGCUUUGGAAAGCUAAUUACUUGCUCUGAGAAAGACACCAUUUCUUGACACAUAGACGGUUGUAUUCUUCACUUUGAUGUUGUUUUGUAAGAUGUAUGUGGAAGUGCUCAUUUGUAUCUGGAUAUCUGUUAUGUGCCAUUUUUCUUCUAGCAUCGAGAUACAAUAAAUAAAAAAAAGAAAGAAGAAGAAAUGCUAUUUCAAGGAAAAUGACUGUCUUUGAAAAAUGUGGACCCAAACUACAAAGUGGGGCCUCGUGAGGCUUCGGGACAGAAAGGAGCUAAACCCACAGCUUAAUCUUGGCCCCAGUGUCCAGCCAGUCAGAGAUGCUGGGACCAGGGACCAUUCAGGGACUCCUGGUGGCCUGCAAUGGGGUGGGGUGAGCUAGCAGGGGGGCCUCCAAGGAUAUCAGAGCUCAAAGCCCACUUUCCCACCAGAGUCGAGUUUAGGGGCCAGCUAGGAGCAUGGCUGGGGCAUGCUCUUGAUUUUCUUAUCAAAAUCGCCAGUCUUCCCAGCUUGGACUAAAUAUUCUUUCUAGCAAGCAGCUUUAUGAGCCCCCAGAAGCCCAAGGAAACCCCUUGGGUGGGGGAAGUCCCAUUUCCGUCUGAGCAGAUCAGGACAGCAAAUGGCUCCCCAUCCUGCCUGCUGCCUCCUGCUAUCGCAGGCAGCCCUAAAGAGAAUUCUUAUCACAAGUCGAGUGAUUUCCAGAAGCACCAGGGCUUCUGAGAGACCGUCAAGGGAACUUUAAAAACUUGAUAAAUGUCCUUGAAGUAAGACUUCUCAUCUGAAGAAAACCAUGAUUUGGAUUUCUGCUGAGGCCAAGGCCCUUCCAUUCAUUCCUUUCUGCCCUCUUGCUUCUCCUUUGGGACCAUCCCCACUGCCGCCAUGGUGGCAGCAAUCUAGACCUCAGGGGAAGCAAACUUGAAGGCCCAGCUGACAAGCUUAGGAAGCUUAGGGGGCCAGAGAAGGAGGGAGAUCGGGGCACAACCCUCUCAUUUUAUUGUUGGGGAAACUGGCAUCUGGAGAGAAGAAGUGACUUGCCCAAGGUUAGCCAGCUGGGAUGCAAACCUCGGUGUCCUGACUCUCAAUGCACCACUCUUUCUGCUCUAUAACUGGCCUCUCUGAGCCAUGCCCACCAACAGGCAAGUUAUUCGAGGUCCUUCAUCUGGCUGUUGGGUCACCAGGCUUUUCCUCGGAUAUACUCUCAGGAAGACAAAACCAUGAAGAAACUGGGCCACUGACAAAUGAUUUGAGACAACUUUAGAGAACAAUGUAAGAUAGAUAGAUAGA
Molecule: messenger RNA, 4458 nt
Organism: Diceros bicornis minor
Lineage: Eukaryota; Metazoa; Chordata; Mammalia; Perissodactyla; Rhinocerotidae
Gene: PRKCB
Product: protein kinase C beta
Exons: 17
Coding region: 139-2160 (673 amino acids)
Biological process (GO): protein phosphorylation
Molecular function (GO): zinc ion binding; diacylglycerol-dependent serine/threonine kinase activity; ATP binding
Source: RefSeq, a predicted model, not a curated record